Messenger RNA from Serpula lacrymans var. lacrymans S7.9, 1784 nucleotides. RefSeq lists its product as uncharacterized. The coding region runs from base 224 to 1510 and encodes 428 amino acids. The record is from RefSeq and is a predicted model, not a curated record. Gene Ontology annotation, molecular function: ATP binding; protein serine/threonine kinase activity. Gene Ontology annotation, biological process: intracellular signal transduction; peptidyl-serine phosphorylation. Lineage: Eukaryota; Fungi; Basidiomycota; Agaricomycetes; Boletales; Serpulaceae. The transcript is spliced from 10 exons.
ACGACAGUCACGACGAGCACGACGCUGGUUCCGGCGGUGAACCCAGUCUUUCUUUCAUUGGAUUCCUCCCAGUCCAAAGCGUCCAACGCAGCACCGCAACGGCCUCGAAGGAGCCAUCAUACUUCCUUGUUGCAAACUUCAUUCUCUCAUACAACGAUUCUCUUUCUUCUUUCUUCACUGGUUUCCGUACAUCUGGCCUAUUCACGACCAUUGACGGACUGUAAUGGGUGCUCUAUGCUGUCGACCACAGCCUGUGGACUUUGACGGAGAUGCCAAUUUAUUCCAUUUCGUGCUCCUACGUUGUGUUGGGAAGGGUGCGUUUGGAAAGGUCCGCAUGGUGCACCAUAAGCAGACCCGGGAAUUAUAUGCGUUAAAAUACAUUAAUAAAGCCAAGUGCGUUAAGAUGAAAGCGGUUGCGAAUAUCAUACAGGAGCGAAGGCUUCUUGAAGAGAUCGAUCAUCCUUUCGUUGUGAAUCUGAGAUAUGCGUUCCAAGACGACGAAAAUUGCUUUUUCGUCUUGGAUCUCAUGCUGGGAGGAGACCUACGAUUUCAUCUCGAACGGCUGGGGUGUCUGCCUGAGGAAACUGUCCGGUUCUACGUUGCUGAAAUAGCUUCGGCACUUGUAUUUCUGCAUGAGAACCGUAUAAUGCACCGCGACCUUAAGCCAGACAAUAUUCUACUUGACGAACGUGGCCACGCUCAUCUGACUGACUUUAAUAUAGCGGUGCAUUAUUCGGAGCGACGGAUGCUGACUGGGGUUGCAGGUUCCAUGGCGUACAUGGCUCCCGAAAUUCUGACGAAGCGUGGGUAUACUUACACGGUCGAUUGGUGGUCACUGGGUGUCUGUGCGUACGAACUGGUGUUUGGACGACGACCAUUCCGAGGGAAGACGAACAGUGAUCUGACACACAGUAUUUCCAAGGACUCUUUAAGAUUUCCCGAAGACGCUGAGAAGAAAUGCAGUCGCGCUGGUAUGCAAGCCUUGAGAGCUUUCUUGGAACGGGAUCCGACGAAACGGUUGCCUUGUACAUCACACGGCGAGGACUUCGAUGAGUUGCGCCAUCAUCCUUGGUUCCAGACAAUAGACUGGCAAACUUUGGACACUAAAGAGCAGAUCCCACCCUUUACACCAGAUUCCAAGAAAGCUAAUUUCGAUGCUUCUCAUGAACUCGAGGAACUACUUCUUGAAGAUAACCCUUUGAAAGCAAAGACGCGUAAAGUUCGGGACCCCAACAGCAUGAGUGCUGAAAUGAGGCAAAUGGAGGAUCAAUUCACAUCCUACGACUUUAAGAAAAUGCAGCGUCGUUCGUACUACCCUCAUAACCAGCAAAUCGUAUCCUCCGUCACUGCGUCGUCGACCGGUGGACUAGUAUCAUCCCGACCAGUUACUCCCGCGACCGACCACCGAAUAGAUGGCGUCGUCAUGGAUGGCGCUGCUUCGGAUUACAUUGGUUCAGAUUCUCAGAGCGUUCCGAUGGAUAACAUCAUGACUGAGAAGACGUACUCAUGACCUUUCGGCGAGCCAUACUCGCGACGAUUGUAUAUAUCCGUUGUCAUCGCAUAUUCCCGCGCACAUUUGCCCUAAUCUAUUGUCCAGUCGAUACACCAUCUUUCGCAUGUACCAUUUUGCUAUUCUUUUUGUCGUGCGUUACAGUGUGGUUGUUAUCGAAGUUACCCAUUACUCAGAUGAUAUUUUCCUAUAUGUGGAUUACACUUAUUUUUUUUUGAUACUCUGGAUUUGUUGAAGCAGUAAUUGAUUCGUAAUUGAUUUCAUUGGGAGACCU